AAAAUAGAGUUCAGAACUACUUGCAGCGCGCAGCAGACGCACGAGACUGAGCCUUGGCGAGGAAGUGCACUUAAAACCGACCGAGACAAAAGACACACUCCAAAACAAUCCUCUGGACAUUUCACAAACAGGAUCCUAUAUGACAACUACUCCAAAGGAAGCAAAAUCAUCGAGAGUUUUAGAGGCAUCGAUUGUCUGAGAUUGGAAUUGUACUACUUUUUUUCUUUAAUAACUUUUUUUUUUUUUUUUUUUUUUAAAUCUCUGGAUAUUUGUAAAUUGACCCUUCGUUUUGUUGUCGUCUUCAUCGUUAACACAAUGCGCUAACGCGUUUAUGCCUACGCGGAUAUGUCUGACACGUCCAGAGAGCAAACGCUGGCCAAUGACCCGGCCUCGCGGGGAAUCGGAGAGAGCACCGGUGGCGAGCACUUUGACUUCCCUCAGCCGAGCGAUGGGGACCCGUUAAGGGGAGGGAUUUCCAUGUCGAAUAGUCACCAAUCGAGGUCACCGAUGUACAGAACCUUCUCCAGGUCCUCUAGUGGCUAUUUUUCCGUCGACAGCGAUUCUGUGCCAGGUUCUCCUCUAAUGCCUAAUAUUUCCGAAGCGCAAGAUGACCAAAAUGAUGAGGUAUGGUUCCCCGAACAUAGCCCCCAGCGCGCGCAGAUGGCAGCACCUGUUGGAGCCAUGCGGCCAGAGAUGACGGUCGCUCAGGAGCUGCGGCGCAUUGGAGACGAGUUCAACCGCCUGUACUGUCAAGGGGCUGGUCCAGGCGGGAACAACGUGGCCCAGCUGCACGCUCCCAACGAACAUGUCAUCGUCAUGUGGAUGAACGACCUGAUCGGACGUCUAGUACAGUUUUUCCUGCGAAGAAGAUGAUUGACACAUUGAAUGCCCAGCAGACAUAUAGCAAACAUGUAGCAUCAUACAACCCCCCCCCUCUCCUGACUGUAUAUAUGUACAUAAUAAGGGAUAACAGCAGUGCUGCUCUUCCGCAACCUCUCCGGGUUUGGGCGUACAGUUUUGGACCUGUCGGGAUGUGUGCAGAUCUGGACGGAUAUAUUAAUUGGGAACCCUCGGCCAUCCAUAUACUGACUCACAGCAGAGUUUCCUGCGUUCACAUGGAAAGCUGAGCCAUUACAUGCUGUGUUGACAAGAC
This is a messenger RNA of Rhinichthys klamathensis goyatoka, 1153 nucleotides long. It is a transcript of the gene bcl2l11, whose product is annotated as BCL2 like 11. The transcript is spliced from 4 exons. The record is from RefSeq and is a predicted model, not a curated record. Bases 346 to 873 code for a protein of 175 amino acids. Lineage: Eukaryota; Metazoa; Chordata; Actinopteri; Cypriniformes; Leuciscidae.